Helianthus annuus (common sunflower) is the source of this 1432-nucleotide messenger RNA. RefSeq names its product UDP-glucuronic acid decarboxylase 5. NCBI's taxonomy places the organism in Eukaryota, Viridiplantae, Streptophyta, Magnoliopsida, Asterales, Asteraceae. Gene Ontology annotation, biological process: D-xylose metabolic process. The record is from RefSeq and is a predicted model, not a curated record. Gene Ontology annotation, molecular function: UDP-glucuronate decarboxylase activity; NAD+ binding. Gene Ontology annotation, cellular component: cytoplasm. The coding region runs from base 175 to 1212 and encodes 345 amino acids. The transcript is spliced from 12 exons.
AAAAAUCAGUUAAAGUUGCAAAGUCUUUCAUGGUUUAUACCAACAAACAACACCUUCAACCAUACGCAAUUUCACACUCCAAAUUUGCCCCCUCACAAGUCACAAGUUCAUCGGCAGGCAUCGUGUUUGACUUUCUUGGUACUUUUCUUCAAGUUUGCAAAUCGGCUUUUGACAAUGGCGAGUAAUGCAUCGAAUGGAGAACAUAAAGCUACGAAACCACCUCCGACCCCUUCUCCGCUGCGUAACUCCAAAUUCUUUCAGUCAAAUAUGAGGAUAUUGGUUACUGGCGGUGCUGGAUUUAUCGGCUCUCACCUCGUCGAUAAACUGAUGGAAAAUGAAAAGAAUGAGGUAAUCGUUGCUGAUAAUUAUUUCACUGGCUCAAAGGACAAUCUUAAAAAGUGGAUCGGUCAUCCAAGAUUCGAGCUCAUUCGUCAUGAUAUCACAGAACAAUUACUAGUUGAGGUUGAUCGAAUUUACCAUCUCGCAUGCCCUGCUUCGCCUAUUUUUUAUAAGCACAAUCCUGUAAAGACGAUAAAGACAAAUGUGAUUGGCACGCUAAAUAUGCUUGGUCUUGCAAAGCGAGUCGGGGCAAGGAUUUUGCUUACCUCAACCUCAGAGGUAUAUGGCGAUCCUCUUGUGCAUCCCCAACCCGAGAGUUACUGGGGUAACGUCAACCCAAUUGGAGUUCGUAGUUGCUACGAUGAAGGAAAACGUGUGGCAGAAACUCUGAUGUUUGAUUAUCACAGGCAGCAUGGAAUUGAAAUAAGAAUCGCUCGUAUUUUCAACACUUAUGGACCCCGGAUGAAUAUUGACGAUGGGCGUGUUGUGAGUAACUUUAUAGCUCAAGCACUUCGUGAUGAACCUUUGACUGUUCAGGCCCCUGGAACCCAAACCCGCAGUUUCUGUUAUGUCUCUGAUAUGGUUGAUGGGCUUAUUCGACUGAUGGAAGGGGAGAACACCGGACCGAUCAACAUUGGUAAUCCCGGUGAAUUUACAAUGAUUGAACUCGCCGAGACAGUGAAAGAGCUUAUAAAUCCGAAAAUAGAGAUUAAGAUGGUGGAAAACACACCGGAUGAUCCAAGGCAGAGAAAGCCCGACAUCACAAAUGCAAAGAAGAUGUUGGGAUGGGAGCCGAAGAUCAAACUGCGUGACGGUCUUCCGCUCAUGGAAGCUGAUUUUAGGCUGAGGCUCGGAGUUGAGAAGAAGGUAUAAGCGAUCAGCAAGCACGCGAUUUGAUAUGAUGUCUUGUUUUUCAGUUGUGUGUUUUGUUUCUUGCACUUGUUGUAUCAUGACUAGCUAGCUCCCUUACAAGGGGGUCAGUUUUCAUGUUUAUUUGCUAUAUUUGACAGAGUGAGUCUCUGAAGAUAUUCUUUAGCCAAUUGGCACUUUUGUUUGUCUAUCAAUGAGAAAAUCUUUGAAUUUUGUUGGAUAA